Abrus precatorius (Indian licorice) is the source of this 1121-nucleotide messenger RNA. RefSeq lists its product as uncharacterized. The transcript has a single exon. NCBI's taxonomy places the organism in Eukaryota, Viridiplantae, Streptophyta, Magnoliopsida, Fabales, Fabaceae. The record is from RefSeq and is a predicted model, not a curated record. Bases 24 to 881 code for a protein of 285 amino acids.
CUCAAAACACCACCACCUUCAACAUGGCUUCACGUUACGAACUCGAAGCUAAGCUAACAUCGGCUCGCACUCUCAAAAACGUGAACUGGCGCCACGGCGAGAACAGGCCAUACGCCGUCGUUUGGGUGGACCCCACCAACAAGUUCUCAACACGAGUCGAUGAAGACGGCGACACCGAAGCCAACUGGGACCAGACCCUCCUCAUUCCUUUACCCCCCGAACCCCUUCAGGACCUCACGUUUUACAUCGACGUGGUCCACGCCGGCUCCGAAGAAGCCACCAAGCCGAUCAUCGGCUCAGCUCGGCUCAGGCUAGUGGACGUUCUCGACGAAGUUGGUAUCGGCGACCGCGCCAGCCGUGCUCUCACGCUGAAGCGUCCCUCAGGAAGACCACAAGGAAAGGUUGACGUUAAGGUCACCAUCAGGGAGUGUGGCUACCGUUCGCAGGGUGGGUACUACGCUCCUCCUUAUGGUGUUCCCCCGCAAACGGCGUCGUCGAGGGAUUAUUCUCCCGCGCCGCAGCCUUAUGGGUACCCAUACGGCGCCCCGGGCAAGGAUUCUUAUUAUUCUGGGGGUCCUCCUACGGGAUAUCCUUAUAAUGCACCGCCUCAAACGGCGUCGUAUGGGCAAGGGUAUUCCCAGCAGACUUCGUCGUAUGGAGAGGGGUAUUCUCAGCAAACGGCGUCGUACGGGUAUGCCCCUGUGGAGGAGAAAAAGAAAAGUAAGUUUGGGGGGAUGGGGACAGGAUUGGCUGUGGGCGCGGUUGCUGGAGUUCUAGGUGGAAUCGCACUUGUUGAAGGUGCCGAGUAUGUUGAAGACAAGAUUGCUGAUGACGCCGCAGAGAAGGUUGAGGAUGAUAUUGGUUAUGACGAAGAUUUCUAAAAAUCCAGUACUAAGAAAUUUGGUGUUUUUCAAUUUUCAGCCAAACCAAUUAAAAAAAAAAGAAAAAAGAAAAAAGAAAAAAUUAUCUUUGAUGCUUUUCCUUUUUUUCUUUUAAUUUAUGUUUUGCCAACUUUUUGUCAUUGAUGGCGGUAAAAUGCAUGUACACCUUGCAUAUGCUCUUUUUCUUUUAAUAUGCCUUCACUUAGCGUGUUUACUAAGAUUAUUAUAGAAAAAAGUAUA